GUAUAUUUAUCAGACAGGCAGAGAGAGUGGUCAGAGGUCGCAGAGAGUUUUCUUCCUCAUUAAACACCUUUUAAAAACAAAAUGGGUGUAUUGGAAGACUUUAUAGGGAAGGCCUUCUAUUAUACUGUUGAUGCUCCUGUGACGUUUGUACGAGACUUUGUCGAUGGCCAACGCAAAAGAAGUCCAUACUACUAUUACCACCAGAGAUUUCCUCGUGUUACCUCCAUAGAAGACUGUGCUAUUGAUGACUAUGUUUGCAUGUAUGAGGCCAAUAUGCAAUACAAAAGAGACAGGUUGGUUGAUAUGGAGAUAUUAAAGUUUCUUCAGAAGGCGCUUGCUGACUGUAAUCUGAUGGAAGGACCUAAUGCCAAACAGGCAUGCAAGGCACAGCUUGCCGAGUAUGAAGAAGCUGCUGAUGGCUAUGAAGCAAAAUAUGGUGAGCUUGGAGGUUUGGGCAAUGCUGUUAAGUGCAUGAUGAAACAGAAGGCCAGAUUAAUGGAAGAGAGAAGGAAAGCCAGAGAACAAGGAAAGGCGUAGAUUAUUUUCUUGUUUUAAACUUUUGCAGCAUUGCAAGUGGUAUGAACAUGGCACUACCAGUGAUUUACAUUGAAUCGACCAUUGAUUCAGCAUGUGAAAAAUACAGAGUGGUGCAAAAAAAGUUAAUCCAAAGCCUUACAUUAUUGACUUGGGUGAACUACAUGUACCAUACAUCUGAGUUUAAUAGGUCUAUGACACUGCCACUGGUCAGAGGAAAUAAAUAUCACAUAGAGAUGGCAUUAGGCAUAUUAUUUUCAUUUCAAGACACACACAAAAGAAUGUUUAUUUUUAUUUAUUUGAUGAAUACCAUCCAUUUCUUGAUUAUGACACCAUAUUUAUAAAACUGUGACCUCAUCUCUGCAGUUUGACCCCACAAAGUACAUGAAUUAAAGUGGACUUCUGGGUAUUGACUUAUGCAAACAAAGUUCUUGAUGAAAGAUUGAUGAUGAAAUAAAUUUGCACAACAGUACCAGCAGAAAAAAGUGAUUGUGUACUCCUAACUGUACUCUUUGCUAUAAAUCUGGAUUCUGUUUCCUUUAUCAAGCAGUAUUUGUGAUACAUGGAUGAAUUUGUGAUUUCUAGUUUGUUUUUUGUUUGUGUUAAAUAUUAUGAAAAUUUGUAGUAAAUGAACAGAUUCAUUACCGGGUAAUCAAAAUGUAUAAUUAUAUUGCUUUUUUAUUCUUUGGUGUUUUUCUGAGGUCCCAUGCAGUUGGAUCUUUAUUUGAUCAACUGAGAUUGCUGGGAAGUAUGCAUCUGGAAUGAAAGAUGGAUUAAAAUCUGUUUUGCUUAAUUGGGAAAAGAUAACAGAUUUAAUUUUGUGUGAAAUAGCCAGACAAAAUAAUGUAAUGUGCUGAAUCAUUUUGGUCAACUGAUCUAUAUGAAUAAUCAUUCAUACCACUCAUAAUGCUUAUAUGUUAUUUGUGUGUAGAGCAAUUUAUCGUCAAUAAAAAAAAACAUUGACUGAAACCUUCCUCACAAGAAUCAGAUUUGACCACCUUCCCUCAACUUCUAUGAGCUGUAGCAUUGUUUUAGUCAUAGGCAAUGGGUAACUAGUCAUAGCUGUCCAUCUUCAAAUGGGAUUCUACGAUUAAAGUACAAGUGAUUAAACAGAAAUGAAAUUCCCUCAAUCAAGGAUUGAGGAUUGUUUGUCAAUGUUUUUUUUUUCUUUUUCACCCUUAUGUGAGAAGGGUUUGACACUGUAUUAUAUGAAACAAACCAGUGAAAGUUUGUUGAGAUUAUUAAAAUCUGUAAAAAUCA
This is a messenger RNA of Lytechinus variegatus (green sea urchin), 1794 nucleotides long. RefSeq names its product NADH dehydrogenase [ubiquinone] 1 beta subcomplex subunit 10-like (gene ndufb10). Lineage: Eukaryota; Metazoa; Echinodermata; Echinoidea; Temnopleuroida; Toxopneustidae. The transcript has 4 exons. The record is from RefSeq and is a predicted model, not a curated record. The coding region runs from base 82 to 537 and encodes 151 amino acids.